Molecule: messenger RNA, 5777 nt
Organism: Amphibalanus amphitrite
Lineage: Eukaryota; Metazoa; Arthropoda; Thecostraca; Balanomorpha; Balanidae
Product: protein slit-like
Exons: 29
Coding region: 463-4614 (1383 amino acids)
Biological process (GO): axon guidance; negative chemotaxis
Molecular function (GO): Roundabout binding; heparin binding; calcium ion binding
Source: RefSeq, a predicted model, not a curated record
UGGUGUAGGUGCCGGCGGCGCGGCGGCGGCGCGGCGGUGUGCCGCUCUGCCACCUAGUGGCGGCCGUCAGUCGCUCGCCGAGUGCCGUGUGAGGAGCAGCCGCGGGACGGGCCGCCGAAUUGAGUCGAGGCGAGUGGAGUGGAGGGGAGUAGUUUUAGCACGCGAGUGCCGGGAGGAGAGUAGUGGGUAGUGCCGAAUUGCAGCACUGUUACGACGGAGGCGAUUCGCGCUCCUGAGCUGACGUUUCGAACAACGAGUGAGAACGCGGAACGCUCCGUCGUGGCGAGAAACCUGACCUGACCGGCGGAGUCGGAGACCACGACUGUUGCGGAGUUUGAGAUCUCCGUUCCUCGCGAGCGGUGACCUGUGCCAGGUCGCGCCCGGGGCGGCGCGGGUGAGGUCAAAUUGUCCGCUGGCCGGCCAGCGGGGCAUGUGAUCGCCGCUCCCGGACAUCCCCGAACGAUGUCGGCGCGUCGCCAGCGCUGGGCGCAGUGCGUCGUGUUUCUGCUGUGGCUGGCGCUCCAGGCGCACGUACUGAACGGUUGUCCGCCCGAGUGUUCGUGUCAGGGCUCUGUGAUCGACUGCAGUCACAGGAAGUUGGUCCGAGUGCCGCGGAACCUGCCCUAUGGAGCCACCCGACUAGACCUGAGGAAUAACCGUCUCUCGGCUCUCCGCGGUGACGACUUUGUUGGCCUGGACCGAUUACGCUCCCUGGACCUGAGCGGGAACGAGUUGUCGGUACUGGGAAGGAGAGCCUUCACUCAUCUCCACAGUCUGCGAACCCUGCACCUGGACAGAAAUCAAAUCAGCUGUGUGGAUCAGCAAAGCUUCCAUGGACUCCAGUACCUAGAGACGCUAACUCUGAACGGCAACCUGCUGACGACCCUGCCGGACGGCGUGUUCUCCGCUCUGCGUAACCUGCUAUCGGUGGAGUUGGCGGACAACCGGCUCAUCUGCGACUGCCACCUGACCUGGCUGGGUGGCUGGUACCGCACCAAAGGUCAAGGUCACGCCGUGUGCAGCUCGCCGCUCCGACUCAAGGACCGCCGCCUCUCCGACGUACGCGAUGCCGAGUUCAAGUGCUCAGGUCUGGAGCACACGCCCGGAGGUCGGUGCUCCCCCACCUCUCUGUGUCCGCCGCUCUGCAAGUGUUCCGACCGAGUGGUGGACUGCCGUGAUCGGGAGCUGGAUGCUGUGCCCGAGGCACUGCCUCAGGGCACAGAGGAGCUACGUCUGGAGCAGAACAAGAUCAAGGAGAUCCCGGCGGCCGCCUUCAAGCACUACCGCAACCUCAACAAAAUAGACAUCAGCAACAACGAGAUCAAGGUUAUCGCACGGGACGCGUUCGCCGGCCUCACCAACCUCAAAUCGCUAAUUUUAUACAACAACAAGAUUGAGCAGCUGCCGAACCAGCUGUUCAGCGGGUUGUCGUCUCUUCAGCUGCUUCUGCUGAACGCGAACCAGAUCAAGUGUGUGGGUGCCGACACGUUUCGGGACCUGAGCAGCCUGACUCUGCUGUCGCUGUAUGAUAACAAGAUCAGUAACCUGCCCAACAACACAUUCAGCUCGCUGCUUGGCAUUCAAACCCUUCACCUGGGUCGGAACCCGUUCAUGUGCGACUGCCACCUGGCCUGGCUGGUCUCGUUCAUUCAGCAGCGGCCCGUGGAGACGUCGGGAGUCCGCUGUGCCGGCCCGCGCAGGGUCCAGAGGCGCCGGCUGGCAGCCCUUCAGGUCAACCAGCUGCAGUGUCCCAAGGACGAGAGCUCGCCGUACCACGAGUGCCUGCUGAAGACUGUCGAGUGUCCCGACCGGUGUGUGUGCUUCGGCACGACCGUGGACUGCUCGGGAAGGGCGCUGAAGAGCAUCCCCGACCACAUUCCCGGCACCACGACACAGCUGAUCCUGAGCAACAACGAGAUAUCGAGGGUCCGCGCAUCGCCCGGCUUUUCCGACCUCCGCUACCUGAAACGUCUUGACCUUGGGGUCAACCUGAUCGAGAGCAUUGAGGACGGCGCGUUCGCCAACAUGGACGCCCUGGAGGAGCUAAUUCUGUCGGAAAACGAGCUGACCCGUAUCCGGAGUGGAACGCUGCGCGGUCUGAACGGACUGCGACUGCUGGCUCUCAACCACAACAAAAUCAGCUGUCUGGAGAGCAGCGCCUUCAAACAUCUCAAUCAGCUGGAGACGUUUGACCUGCAGUCGAACCCUCUGGCGUGCACGUGCCGUCUGCGCUGGAUGACUCAGUGGCUGCGGGUGAAGCUGAAGGACAACCUGCAGGUGGGCUCGCCGACCUGCGAGCUUCCCGACCGGCUCCGGAGGAAGCCGCUGACGCACCUCACCGAGGACGACUUCCACUGCGACGGGGGCGAGCGAGACGACGACGGCUGCACUGCCACCGACUACUGUCCCCACGGCUGCACCUGUGUCGGUACCGUGGUCCGCUGCAGCAAGGCCAAGCUGACUCACCUGCCCGGGGGCAUCUCCAGUCGCACCACAGAGCUCUACCUGGACAACAACCAGCUGGAGAGCGUGUCGUCAUCAGAGCUGCGUCACCUGCGAGCGCUGAAACGUCUCGAUCUAAGCAACAACGGCAUCAUCGCCAUCGAGAACGGCACAUUCGCGCAGCUGGAGAACCUGGAGACCCUGCUGGUCAGCUUCAACCGGCUGCAGUGUCUCGAGGUGGGCGCUCUGGAGGGUCUGCGCUCCCUCCGCGUGCUCAGUCUGUACGGAAACAACCUCUCCCAGAUUCCGAACGGAGCGUUCAACGAGCUCACCUCCAUCACGCAUAUAGCAUUGGCACUGAACCCGCUCUACUGCGACUGCCAACUGCGCUGGCUGGCCGUCUGGGUGAAAAAGGACUUCCGUGAGCCUGGCAUUGCACGCUGCUCCGGUCCGCCACGAAUGAACAACAAGACCGUGCUCGCCGCCAAACCGGAUGAGUUCACUUGCACAGGAACGCCGGUGCCGGACGAUAUUCUGGCCAAGUGCGACGUAUGCCACGGGGACCCGUGCCGCAACGGAGGCACGUGCCAGGCGGGCCGCGGCCGCACGUUCUCGUGCCAGUGCUCGCUCGGGUUCUACGGGGACACGUGCGAACAGACGAUCAACGCGUGCUACGGCACGCCGUGCGCCAACGGAGGCACCUGCAAGAUCGUCCAGGAGGGACGCUACAGCUGCCACUGCCCGACUGGGUUCUCGGGAGCCCACUGCGAGACUAAUGUGAACGACUGUGAGGGCAACCGGUGCUCGGAGAAUGGAGAGUGUGUGGACGAGAUCGGACGCUACUGGUGCAGAUGUCGGCCAGGGUACACCGGCGAGUUUUGCACGCACCGUAUCGAGUUCUGCACGGCGUUCAACCCGUGUGCCGCUGGCUCCACGUGCAACAACAAGAUCACCGACUACACGUGCACGUGCCCUCCGGGCAUGUCUGGCAAAAACUGCACCGACAAUGUGGACAACUGCGCCGCCAACCUAUGUCAGAACGGCGCCACGUGCGUGGACGGCGUGGGCAGCUACUCGUGCCGCUGCCCUCCCGGCUUCGGCGGCCAGUUCUGCGAGCAGGGGCCCUCCAUCACGCUGAUGCAGCAGACCUCGCCCUGUCAGCAGAACGAGUGCAAGAACGGCGUGUGUUUCCUGCCGCGUGGCUCGCAGGAGUACCGCUGCCGCUGCAAGGAGGGCUACACAGGGAAGUACUGCGAGCACCUGACCAGCCUGGCGUUCGGCCACACCAACGGUUACGUCGAGCUCGACCCGCCCAAGUCGUCGGCUCACAGUAACGUCACUGUGGUACUGCGCAGUCGACAGAAGAACGGUAUCGUCUUGUACCGCGGCGGCGGUCGGCAGCAUCUGGCUGUGGAGCUGUUCAGGGGACGGCUGAGGGUCAGCUAUGACCUGGGCAGCUCGCCCGGAUUCACAAUGUUCAGUCUGGCGGUUCUGUCGGACGGCCGGCCCCACACGGUCGAGAUGCUUACCGAGGGCAGCAACUUCACCUUCAGGGUGGACGGCGGACACCCCCGGCCGAUCGUCAAUCCCUCCGAGCAGGGCUCCCUGGACGAGUCGGAGCCGCUCUAUGUCGGAGGCCUACCCAUGGAGAAGGCUACCUAUGCCGUGCGCAACUGGCAGCUGCGCAACACAACCAGCUUCAGAGGAUGUAUGAUGAGUCUGUACGUGGACGACCGGUGGAUAGACUUCCAGCGAGCCAGACAGCAGCACAAAGUCUCGGCCGGCUGCGAGGGCGUGCCCAAGCCAAGAGACGAACAGAGCACCAAUCUGUGCACCGAUCACCAGUGCAAACGUGGCCGGUGCAUUCCAAACAAGACGAGCAGCUCCUACAGAUGUAGAUGCAAACGCGGUUGGAGCGGCAAAUACUGUGACAGAGCGCCGCGUUGUCGCCGCGAGCAGAGCCGCGACUAUAUCAGGGAGAACGGCUGCAGGUCGCGCCGGCCCGUGCGCCAGGCACGCUGCGCCGGUAGCUGCGGACGCGACUGCUGCCAGCCGCGCAGAGUUCGUAACCGGCGCGUCAGCUUCGUCUGCAACGACGGCACCCGCUACCGCAAGGUGAUCAAGGUGGCGCGCAAGUGCCGCUGCCGGCGCCGCAAGAAGUGCGGCGUAUAGAGUGCAUCGCGUCUGUCGUACUGCGAACGGCUCUGGUCGACCGGCCGAGGGGACCGGUGAGAGAACGUCAUGAGGAAGUAUCUCUGACUGUUGGGACAGGCAGACUAUGACGACCUGGCCUGACCUGGUAUUCAGGUCACGAGGCCUGACUGGAGCGGUGUUUCGACCUGGGGGUCGCCACCACGGCUUGGUCGGGCUGUCCAUCGUCGGCCAACUGGCUCGACCUGACGGUGCGGUCACGACCUGGCCUGACCCGGAACAAGGUCGUGACCUGACGUGACCAGUCGGUCGGCCGUUCGGCGGCCGCAUAGCCGCGCCACAUGAUAUUAAUUCUCCUCUAUCUGUCCCCAGUUGUUUCCCGUUCUCCGUCAGUGUUGAGUGUGCGAGCGGCACGCGCCGCCAUCUUGUCGUGUGCCAAAUCCGGAGCAACUGAGGCCAUUGUUCAAAUGCGGCAUAUUUGUCGACGGCGCCUGUACGCCCUAGAGGCGUCCCACAGGCGCCCCCGACCCGCGACCACGCGCCCCGAGCUAUUGUGUUUGCAAUUUUCAGCUUUAAGCUCGUUGCCGUAAUUAUUCGUCGAGAAAUGAUGAGCCGUAUGACGCCGAUUCGGAAUUUCCCAUUUUAAAACCAGGGGCUGUUUCAGCGUUUUAUUACGAGGGUUCGUCAUUGCCGUCUUGUUUUUGGCGUAUUUUUCACGCAUGCAUGGGAGACUGCGGAGAAAAUGGUUAUUGUUUUCCUGAAACAUUAUCAGGCAGCUGGAUUUAUUCGGACCGCUCCGGAGAGUGGUCGCUCGGCCGCGCCUAUCGUCGUCAUGUUGAGAGAACAGGUUAUGUAUACGUCAGCCGUGUAUGGGCCGGGGGCAGGCAGCCGCCCCACCGGCGAAUCUCCGCCCUGUGCUACCCAGGCGCAGCUAUCGCUGGGGAGAGGAGAGGCGCUCCCCGGAGCGACCAGGGCAGAGGGGCGGGGAAUCCGCCAGCCCGCCGCGCGGUGCGCCAGUCUGUACAGAUGCGGCGAUACUGGCUAACCGUGUUUUUAUAUUUAAUGUUCCGGGCGGGCCUGCCGGGGCGCAUGUUUCGCCCGCCGGCCGCACCGCGGUGCCACAGUCGGUGUAGUCAACAACUGUAUGUAUUUUAGCUGUAGCUGUAAUAAAAUACUCGUGUGAA